CAGGAAACAGACUGGCCGUCCUCCGUCACCCGCGGAAAUGUUCAAAAAAGAUAAACUGAAAGCUUUGGUGAAUCAGCGACUGCAAGCCGCAGCUGAGGAAAUAUUCAGCAUCUUUGAAACAACUAUUAAAGACUAUGAGGAGAUAGUUUACCGUUCAAAACAGGAGGCGGAGCAACAAGGUUGCAGGCUGGCCGAGGGGAAAGCCCCCCUGCAGCUCUCUGUCCAGGGAGAGGAUGCUCCCUCUGAGCAAUGUGACAUUGAGAAGAAGACUGACCUGUGUGAGGAUGACCAGGAGCCACCGCAGAUUAAAGAGGAGCAGGAGGAGGAACUGUGGACAGCUCAGGCAGGUGAAAAUCAGCAGGACGAAGCUGAUAGAAAAGACUCUAUGUUCAACAUAAUUUAUGUGCAAAGGAAGGAUGACGAUGGAAAACAGGUCCCACAUCAAAACCUAGUGGUUGAAAAUAAAGGAGACCAUCUGCCCAGCAGCUCAUGUGAAGAGUUGAAAUCAGAACCUGAUAAAGAAGGCUGUGAUGCGUCAGAGCCAACGAGUGACUGUCAGAUGAGUGAAGUAAGUGAGGAUGAAGAGAGAGACUGUGGAGGAUCUCCAUCAGGUGUAAAGAGGAAGAAACCCCAGCAAGCUGAAGAGACAGCAGACAGACCGUACACCUGCAGCGUUUGCGACAAGAAUUUCAGGAUUAAAUCCAUUCUAACUCGCCACAUGAAGACACACACAGGAGAGAAACCUUACAGUUGCGGUGUUUGUGGUAAAAGCUUCAUCCAGCGCUCAUAUCUACAGACUCACAUGAAUUCUCACUCCGGACAAAAACCGCACACGUGUAGUUUCUGUGGCAGAGGCUUCACACAAGUUGGAAACAUGAACGCCCACAUACGAAUCCACACGGGAGAGAAACCUCACAGCUGCACCGACUGUGGUAAAAGUUUUAGAGAGAAAGCGGAUCUCAUCAAGCACACAAUAAUUCACACUGGUGAGAAACCUUACAUUUGCACUGUAUGUAAUAUGAAAUUCAGCGCUCAGUCUAAUUUAACGCGGCACAUGAAGACUCAUUCAGGGGACAGGCCAUAUAGUUGCCAUGCUUGUGGGAAAAAAUUCAUCAGACGCUCCCAUUUACUUAUUCAUAUGAAGACUCAUGCAGAGGAGAAUGUCUAGACUGGGGAUAUUAUUAGGUUUGCUCCAUGGUAUUUACUUGAUAAUAUCCCAGGUAGAGUGAACGAGGACUCACAUUAGAAGAGUCAAUUGUAUAAAAUUUAAACUUUUUGUAUAACCCAUUUUUAUCUAUGUUGGAGGUAUAGUUUUGUACUGUAAAAUAAAUGAGUCUGCAAGUUGCAACCCUGCAUGUUUCUCUAAGUGACAAAAAUGUUAUGUUAAGUGCAGUCCUCAAAUUUAUUUUCUUUUAAACUUGUAAAACAAGGUACUCUGAGGAAAUAAAGCAA
Molecule: messenger RNA, 1452 nt
Organism: Anoplopoma fimbria (sablefish)
Lineage: Eukaryota; Metazoa; Chordata; Actinopteri; Perciformes; Anoplopomatidae
Product: gastrula zinc finger protein XlCGF57.1-like
Exons: 2
Coding region: 38-1168 (376 amino acids)
Cellular component (GO): nucleus
Source: RefSeq, a predicted model, not a curated record